ACCGCCCGCCGCCGGGGACCGCGGGGGCCGCUGGGCUCGCCCCGCCUCGAGGAGUCAGGGGUCACCGGAUGGCGGCGGCUUGCUCCCCGUAGCGGAUACCCGGGUGCUGGGCCGAUGGCGCCGGCGGAGCGCUGCCCCCUGUGCCGCCAGACCUUCUUCUGUGGUCGCGGGCACGUCUACAGUCGCCAGCACCAGCGACAGCUGAAGGUGGCUUUGGAGCGGCUUCUGCCCCAGGUGGAGGCCGCCCGCAAGGCCGUCCGCGCGGCUCGGGUGGAGCGUUACGUGCCUGAGCACGAGCGAUGCGUCUGGUGCCUGUGCUGCGGCCGCGAGGUGCGGAAACACCUGAGCCACGGAAACCUGACCGUGCUGCACGGGGGGCUGCUGGAGCAUCUGGCCAGCCCAGAGCACAAGAAGGCAACCAACAAAUUCUGGUGGGAAAACAAGGCUGAGUACCAGAUGAAGGAGAAGUUUCUGAUCUCCCCCCAGGAUUAUGCACGAUUCAAGAAAAACAUGGUGAAAGGUUUGGAUUCCUAUGAGGAAAAAGAGGAUGAGGUGAUCAAAGAGAUGGCCGCUCAGAUCCGUGCGGUGGAGCACAGCCGGCAGGAGGUGGUCCGGUCCGUCUUAGAGCCUCAGGCAGUGCCAGACCCAGAAGAGGGCUCUUCUGCACCUGGAAGCUGGAAAGGGACCAACAGCCAAGUAGCCUCCACCUCACAGUUGCCCUCAUACUUGGACUUGCCACCGGCCCCAGACCUUGAUUGGAUGGAGACAGGACAACCUCUGACAUUCAUUGGCCAUCAGGAUACACCAGGAAUUGGUAACAUCCACUCAGGUGCUACACCUCCCUGGAUGGUCCAAGAAGAGGAAUACAGUUCUGGGAACCAACAAAUAGGACCCUCCUAUGAAGAAUUUCUUAAAGAAAAGGAAAAACAGAAAUUGAAGAAACUCCCCCCCGACAGAGUUGGGGCCAACUUUGAUCACAGCUCCAGCACCAGUGUAGGCUGGCUACCCUCCUUUGGCCGGGUCUGGAAUAAUGGACGCCGCUGGCAAUCCAGGUUGGGUCCAGUGCCAGGAAGGACCCCAACCCACCACUCCUUUGGAGAGUUCACCCUUCACCCUCUUAAACCCCUGUUUCCUUUCAGGCAUCAAUUCAAAACUGAAGCUGCAGCAAGGAACAAACAGCAGUCACGUGAGGAAAAAAAUCCUGUGGUUUCUUGAUAAUUUUCCAACAACCAUACACAGCUCAAAACCAAGUUAAUAAACCCGUAUCUGCUUUUAUCCUUUGUAAUUGCCUUUCUAAGGAAACAGACAUACCACUUACUUGAUUUAAUAAAGUUUUAUUUUUCAAAGUGUA
Manis pentadactyla (Chinese pangolin) is the source of this 1351-nucleotide messenger RNA. It is a transcript of the gene CENATAC, whose product is annotated as centrosomal AT-AC splicing factor. NCBI's taxonomy places the organism in Eukaryota, Metazoa, Chordata, Mammalia, Pholidota, Manidae. The transcript has 10 exons. The record is from RefSeq and is a predicted model, not a curated record. Bases 115 to 1215 code for a protein of 366 amino acids.